AUGAUCCUAGAGGAUGAUGUAAUAGCGAAUAUUAAUCGUAAACUGUUUGAGAGACUACUUUCGGACAGAAGCUUCAAAGUUCACCUUAACGGUGAAAUAAGUAAAAAGAAAAUUCUUCAAAAUGGUUUGCCACAAGGUUCAAUUCUAUCUCCCAUUGUUUUCGACGUGUAUACGGCGGACAUUAUAAGAACAAAUUCUAGAAAAUUCAUUUAUGCAGAUGACAUCGGUAUUGUAAAGCAGGGAAAAACAUUUGAAGAA
Cinara cedri is the source of this 258-nucleotide messenger RNA. The record is from the annotation of a GenBank genome assembly. Lineage: Eukaryota; Metazoa; Arthropoda; Insecta; Hemiptera; Aphididae.